CUACGCACCAUCCAACGCCAUCACAGGGAGCAUCCCCUCCACCAUUGCUGCCCUCUCUCGCCUCGAGUACUUGGUGUUGAGUUUGAACCCCUUUCUCACGGGAUCCCUGCCUCGCGCUCUCUCCCGCCUCACCAGACUCCAGCAUCUUUUACUCGGCAACACUGCCAUCUCGGGCCGGCUGCCUCGCUUCCUUGCAGCCCUCACUCGCCUCACUGUGCUUGAAUUGAUUGGAACAAAGGUUCAAGGAAAGAUCCCUGCCGCUUUUGGAGCCCUCACGAAUCUUGUAACCUUUCAGUUUCCUAAUAGUGGGGUGGGCUGCCCAAUGGAGGGACGCUGUGAAAUAAAUCAGGACCGUUCAUCCAUGUUUUGCAGGCUCUGUUCGACUUUCUGCUCCACUUGUAUCCCAAUCAACG
Closterium sp. NIES-65 is the source of this 413-nucleotide messenger RNA. The record is from the annotation of a GenBank genome assembly. NCBI's taxonomy places the organism in Eukaryota, Viridiplantae, Streptophyta, Zygnematophyceae, Desmidiales, Closteriaceae.